AUGGAUAAUGCAUUCCCAGGCGUAAAACACGUAACUUUAGAAUACAUCGAGCGUUUAAAGUCCAAUUUAGAAGCGAACACGCACUCUGGCGUCGCCAACAGAAUACAAAAGUUCGUCUCCGCGCAACAGUUCACAUCAAUCUUAAACCAUUGCACGGAAAUAAUAGAAAAAGAAAACACGUGCGUGUACUUACGACCGGAAAACCCGGAGGAAACGGUCGUCAACGUCGUUGGCGACACGCACGGACAGUUUCACGACGUUUUACAACUGUUAGAGUUGGCAGGGAAACCUUCCUCGAAGAAUAACUUUGUGUUCAACGGCGACUUCGUCGAUCGAGGCGCCUGGGGUUGCGAAACGCUCUUGACGUUUGUGUUAAUGAAAAUAUGUUUCCCGCAAGACGUGAUUUUAAUUCGUGGGAACCACGAGAGCGAGUUCUGCACGUCGUGUUACGGUUUCGAACGCGAGUUGAAGGUGAAGUUUGGCGACGCAAACGCUCUGCACCACAUUUAUCCCGCAUUCUUGAAAUUCUGCGCGGCGUUGCCCUUAGCGUGUAAAAUAGGAUCAUCGGCCUUAGUCUUGCACGGUGGACUCUUUCGUUCGCCGUCUCAAAAGAAAUCGGAAUCGAAAUUGAACCCCAAGUUGGGCACUUUGAAAGAGCUGAGCGCGGCGAGUAAAGGCGGUUUCGAUCCAUCUGGUGUCGGACGAACGUUAGUUGCCGGUGAUGUCAUGUGGUCGGACCCGUCUCAUUUGAACGGAUUGAAACCAAACGUGCAAAGGGGUAUAGGUGUCAUUUUCGGGCCGGAAGAAUCGAGAGCGUUCAUGAAGAAUGAAAAUUUAAAGUUGAUUAUUCGUUCGCACGAAGGUCCAGACGCUCGAGAAGAUAAACCGGAAAUGUCCUCCAUCCAAUCCGGUUUCUGCAUCGACCACGACUUAGGAGAAGAUGGUAAACUAGUUACUAUAUUUUCAGCUCCAGAUUACCCGCAGUUUCGAGAUUUCGGUGACACUAGACACAAUAACGAAGGCGCGUUCAUUCGUUUGAAAGGCGAAACGAAUUUUUGUAGCGUAGAAGACGUGUGUACAUUUUCAGCCACGCCUAGGCCUCCGGCGGAAUGCUAUUACGAUUUAGAUAUCGGCGGCAGCGACGUGGAAGGACCGUCGGACGGUUCGGGGGGUGGUUUAUCUAGCGCUGGCGAAGAAGAGUCGUCGGGCGACGGCGCGCAAACGGGAAAACUCUAA
Molecule: messenger RNA, 1236 nt
Organism: Bathycoccus prasinos
Lineage: Eukaryota; Viridiplantae; Chlorophyta; Mamiellophyceae; Mamiellales; Bathycoccaceae
Exons: 1
Coding region: 1-1236 (411 amino acids)
Cellular component (GO): cytosol; nucleus
Molecular function (GO): protein serine/threonine phosphatase activity
Source: RefSeq, a predicted model, not a curated record